This is a messenger RNA of Blastocystis hominis, 448 nucleotides long. RefSeq lists its product as hypothetical. NCBI's taxonomy places the organism in Eukaryota, Bigyra, Opalinata, Blastocystidae. The transcript is spliced from 4 exons. Gene Ontology annotation, molecular function: DNA binding. The record is from RefSeq and is a predicted model, not a curated record. Bases 18 to 380 code for a protein of 120 amino acids.
AACUUUUCGAACAAAUCAUGCUACCAAAGAAAAAAAAGAACAGCAUUGUUAGAGUUUUAGAAAACAAGGGCAAGUGGACAGAAAGCGAACACAAGGAAUUUCUGAAGGGACUAUCUCUCUAUGGAAAAAACUGGAAGCGAAUACACCAACUUGUACCAUCUCGAACCCUCCUACAGAUCCGUACCCAUGCACAGAAAUAUCUUUCCAAAAAGGAGAGACUAAGUAAAGAGCAGGGUGUCAAGCAGGAAGAAGCUCCGAAACAAGAACCUUCCUCGCCAUCUCCCAAAUCUGAAGAAAACAAGGAUAAAUCAGAGGAUGCACUGUCUGUUUGCAAUGACAGUGACGAUCUACUGAUCCCCCAACCGAUUUUACUUGAUUAGAGACUGCAUGAACAGCACUCUCGUUUUAGCUAGCUACUUUGCAUCCUUCUAUGAAGUGUACUUGCAUG